Gekko japonicus is the source of this 1243-nucleotide messenger RNA. RefSeq names its product growth arrest and DNA damage inducible gamma (gene GADD45G). Gene Ontology annotation, biological process: regulation of cell cycle. NCBI's taxonomy places the organism in Eukaryota, Metazoa, Chordata, Lepidosauria, Squamata, Gekkonidae. Gene Ontology annotation, cellular component: cytoplasm; nucleus. The record is from RefSeq and is a predicted model, not a curated record. The transcript has 4 exons. The coding region runs from base 129 to 641 and encodes 170 amino acids.
GGAAUUUUACAGGGAACACAGGAGAGAGCUGCGAUUUUUGCCGGGGUGCCUCUUUGAGCGCUGAGCAAGCCUUGUGUGGAUAAAUCCUCGUGUUUUGUUUCCUUUGCUUCGUGUCUCUUUGGACCAUUAUGACUCUGGAGGACACUCACGGACAGGAGCCGAUGCCUGAGACUAGCGACAGCAGCUCCAACAGCAGCGCCCCGAGCGGCAGCAGGAUGCAGAGCGCCGGCAAAGCCCUCCACGAGCUGCUGGUCUCCUCGCAGCGCCGCGGCUGCCUCACGGCGGGCGUCUACGAGUCGGCCAAGCUGAUGAAUGUCGAUCCCGACACGGUGGCCUUCUGCCUGCUGGCGGCGGAUGAGGAGGACGAGGGGGACAUCGCCCUCCAGAUCCACUUCACCCUUAUCCAGGCGUUCUGCUGUGAAAACGACAUUGACAUUGUGAGAGUGAGCGACAUCCAGAAGUUGGCCAGCAUCUUGGGGGCCAGUGAGGAGGCUGGAGAGCCCCGAGAUCUCCACUGCAUCCUCAUAACGAAUCCUAAUGAGGAUGCCUGGAAAGAUCCAGCCUUGGAAAAACUAAACUUGUUUUGUGAGGAGAGUCGGAAUGUCAAUGACUGGGUGCCCAAUAUCACCCUACCUGAGUGAUGACCGUCCAGUGCACAGGAGAGGUUGGAAGCCUUUUGUUGCAUUCUCAUCGUGGAGUUGCACACCCAGGCAACCCCACCAGUGGCUGAUUCUGUGGAUUAGCCAAGUCAACAGCUUGGAUUAAGUCGCCGGGACAACACGUGGUGUGUUCUUGUGGAGACAGGAGAAAAGGUGAAAAGGGGAAUGGCUAAUGCCAAUGGUGAAUCCCUACGAUGCUGCAGCGCUGGAAAAGCUGGCAUACUUGUGGAGUUGGAAGAAUUGCAAGUUUUUAGGUACAGAAGGAAAAAAAAAACCUGCAGGUUUCCAGGUCAGGUGGAAUGUUGUGUUAGAAAGCAGGGAAGAAAAAUCGGAAAACUGGACACAGGUGGCAUGGGAAUGUAUGGACACAAUAUUGUAACCAAGAACUGCUGUUAGGGGGUGUCCAGAGCUCCACAACAAGAGAAGCUGGAACUGUAGUAAUCUUUGGUACUUUUACAGAGACUCUGAUGCCUACUGAUGUACUGAAGGACUUAUGGACUAUGUUCUGCAUUAAUAACCAAUUUUGCAAUAAUUUUUUUAAAACUGAAUUCACGCUGCUAUGGAGGAGCUUCUACAUUUUGUAA